Messenger RNA from Anguilla rostrata (American eel), 4454 nucleotides. Its product is annotated as 5'-nucleotidase domain-containing protein 3-like. The coding region runs from base 151 to 1920 and encodes 589 amino acids. Gene Ontology annotation, molecular function: 5'-nucleotidase activity. The transcript is spliced from 14 exons. The record is from RefSeq and is a predicted model, not a curated record. NCBI's taxonomy places the organism in Eukaryota, Metazoa, Chordata, Actinopteri, Anguilliformes, Anguillidae.
GAAUGCGGAGACUGGCAGGCAGCGGCUAAGCAAUGCUAAAUUGAGAACUGACACUACGACCGUACGUACGCUCUUAGUAUUACACAGAGAACAGUCAAGUCGAGUACAUGUGUUUACACCGGGGGCACGGCAAAACCUCACAAGGGAACCAUGGCGUCCAUGUCCGUGAAAUUUUCGCGUUUGCUCUGGAGUAAGGGGAAUUUGCCGAAACUGGUUAUUAGCUGCAGCGCUUUGGACUCACAAUGUGCAUAUUGUAAGUACGGCGAAAGGACUCAGCAGUCGAGGUGGUCUAGUUCGCUGGUUCGGAGUUUUCCUCCGUUCAAUGUGUCAAACAGAAUCAAGCAGAACUUGGCACACCAAAACUGGACCCAAAGAACGGCGGCAAUGUGCACCAGUUCUGAUGGCGAUCACGACAUGACCAACUGGCUUUGGUCUGUUUAUAAUGAAACCAAAAAACAGACAGAAGAUUUGAUCCCAGUAAUAUCGAGUAACUUUGUGAACCCUGACACGAUCUUUGCCAACAAUGAGAUAAGCCUCCAAGACAUUGAGAUCUACGGCUUUGACUACGACUACACCCUGGCGUUCUACUCCAGCCAUUUACACACGCUGAUAUUCAACAUCGCGAGAGACAUCCUCAUUCAGGAACACAGGUACCCUGAGGGGCUACGGGACUAUGAAUACAUCCCAGAUUUUGUCAUCCGGGGACUGCACUAUGAUGUACAGAAGGCUUUAUUAAUGAAGAUCGAUGCAUUUCACUAUAUUCAGUUGGGAACGGUGUACAGGGGCCUUCACCCAGUGACAGAUAAGGAAGUCAUCGCGAUGUACGAAGGCUCCCACGUGCCCCUGGAGAUCAUGAGCGACUUCUACGGCAAGAGCUCCCACGGCCUCACCAUGAAGCAGUUCAUGGACAUUUUCUCCUUGCCCGAGAUGAACCUGCUCUCCUGCGUCAACGACUACUUCAUGAAGCACAACAUCGACUACGAGCCUGUCCACCUGUAUAAGGACGUGAAGGCGGCCAUAGGAGAAGUGCACAUAAAGGGCAUGAUGUACAGGGCUGUGGAGGCUGACAUCGAGAAGUACAUCUGUUAUGGCGAGCAGACAUACGCCGUGCUGAAGAUGCUGUCGGAGAACGGGAAGAAGAUGUUCCUCAUCACCAACAGCCCCUUCGACUUUGUGGAUCGGGGAAUGAAAUACAUCGUGGGGCAGGACUGGAGGGACCUUUUCGAUGUGGUCAUUGUGCAGGCCGACAAGCCCGGGUUCUUCAACGACAGGAGGAAACCCUUUCGGCGGUUGACCGAUAACGGGGUGCUGCUUUGGGACCGGAUCCACCAUCUGGAGAAAGGACAGAUCUACAAGCAGGGAAACCUGUAUGAAUUCCUGCGACUGACCGGCUGGAGAGGGUCUAAAGUGCUGUACUUCGGAGAUCACAUCUACAGUGACCUGGCUGACCUGACGCUGAAGCACGGCUGGCGGACGGGGGCCAUCAUCCCGGAGCUGAGGAAGGAGAUCAAGAUCAUGAACACGGAGGAGUACGUCCACACCAUGACCUGGCUGCAGAGCCUGACCGGCCUGGUGGAGCACAUGCAGGUCCAUAGAGACCCCGCCUCCCAGGCAGUUGUCCAGGAGUGGAUCAAGGAGAGAGAGGAAAUGAGGUCACGAACGAAGAGCAUCUUCAACGCGCAGUUCGGGAGCCUGUUCCGCACCUACCACAACCCCACCUACUUCUCACGCCGGCUUUCCCGCUUCGCCGACAUCUACAUGGCGUCCCUGAGCUGCCUGCUGCGCUACGACCUGCGCCACACCUUCUUCCCCCGCCGCACCCCGCUGCAGCACGAGGCCCCCUACUGGCCGGAGACGACCAGCGCAGGCGCCAUGAACAUCCCCUUCUGGGGAGCGGCAGGGCAGGCCAAGCCCGAGUAGGGGAGGGGACCGGGGGGGGCAGCGGGGGGGUCAGGGGGGGGGACCCCGUCUGGGGCUGGAGAGGGUGGCCCUGGGUUCCCCUGGAGCUCUACGUACGCACGCUCGUCUGCUGAACGCACUCAUUGUGUACGCAGAGCAGCUUUUCCUGGACUGUUCCCUCCUGUCCAGCCAAACAGGUGUGAUUUUUAUUUUAUUUUAUUUUUUGCAGGUGUGAUUUUCAGACCUGUAAACUCAGGUUUUACAAGGGGAAGCAAUAUUUUUAAGGUCCCCGUGCUAUUAGUUCUGCUGGAAAAAUAUCUGCACUUUACAUACUGCUGUCAUUAAAGGGAAACACAUUCACCCAUUUUCCAAAAAAAAAAAAAAAAAAAAAAGGUAGAAAAUAUCAGUGCUUUACAGUAUUUUGGACACAUUGCCAAGCAUAUCCUUAAAAGCAGCUUGUGAAAUAAUGCUCAGGGGUUGAAAAGCUGUACUCAGGAGCUGGUGAAGCAAGGGCAUGCAGAAACUGCAUGGCUGUACUCUGCACAUGCAUGAGCCUCAUUUCCAAAUAUCAUAGGAGGCAGAGCAACAGUGUAUCUAAAGCAAUAAUCCGGUGUGUGUGUUUAAAGGUACUGGUGCAGUCAGAGUUCUUAAGAAUGUGAUUUUAAUGCAUGACGCUUGUGUUGCACUGCAAGUCUGCAGUAAAAUGGCCACUGUCUCCUCCUGCUGUGUGUUGGGUAUCGGAGCACAGGGCUGUAAUGUGCUGUGGACCCGAUUCACAGUCCUCCCUUUUCAAAGCAUUGUGCUCUGAGAUAAGAUCCUUAAAAUGAGGUAUGAGGAAGUGGACCCUUUUCUGUGGGGGAAAAAAAGAUCCAAUCUCUUCAGUGUUUUGCCUUAUACCGGGCACUGUGCAUGUUUUAGGUGAAGCCUGGACAAUGCACUGCUUAUAACUUAUAAUCCUUAUAACUGAUCCACUCUGCAUUUCUCACACUCAUCCAUUUAUGCAUUAGGAACAAUUAUGCAUUCUGCGUGCAUUAGGGAAACUUGUAUGCACAUAAAAAAUGUUUAAGACUGCUAUACAUCCAUACAUCAGAGAAUUACAGGGUAGCACCGCACUGGGGAGAGGUCUGAUAUUGGCAGGCGCAGUAGAUUUAACUGCAUGCACUUUCUCCCUUACUCAAUAUCCUCUUCCUUCCUUCAUUGGUAACGACUUUGUUUCACAUGAAGACAAGAUGGCCGCAUUUUACUGAAGAAGGUAUUUUUUUGUUCCACUUUAGCACUUGCUUUGUGAUAUAUAUGUAUCACCUCAUCAAAAUAUAUAUAUAUAUAUUCAUUUUUGAUAUAUAAUUGUUAAUAGUUUUAUAGUUUUUGGUAUGAAGUGUUCUGGAUUUCGGCUAUGGAGCUGUGUAACCAAGUGCUUUUUUAAGCCACUGAUAUGGAAUUCAGGGAUUGAACAAAAACAAAAAACAAAAACAAGCAUACCUCUUAAGACCUGUAUUAUUUAAAAAAGUCUAAUACACAGCACUUUAGGCUGUUCAAAUACUGGCUGAAAUCAGUGUGAAGUUUUUUUUUUCUUCAAGACUUAAAAGGGAAAUGUUGAUUUACUGGAUUUAGUUUUAGAUACUUGAGCUGUCAAUCGGAAUCCGUUUCAUGCCUUUAGUUUCGCCUUUUUUUGCCUUUUUGAGUGUUUGCUACGUUUAUUUAUUAAAGAUGGCCGAUGCCGCUUGCCGAUGCCGCUUGCUUGGAUCUUCUCCCUUAAUUUUGUUCCAUGUGAAUGUUGUGUUUACAGAAUUUUUUUAUGAUUCGUGACCAGAAUAACAUUGUCCACUAGAUGGCAGCAGUAUGACUGCAUACACAGAGAAGUUCUCAAAUGGCGAAGUUUUCACCUCCGGUCAAGGAAGGUCCAUGUCUAUGAAAUUUAAAUUCUACCAUGAUUGCAUGGUCAUAGCUUCUCGCUACCAUUUGUUUUUACCAUGAAUUUAAAUUGGCUGUUGGAAAAUUAUUUUUAUUAUAAUUUUCCAACGUCAAAGGCAGAUUCAUAAUGUUUUCUUUGUUUUUCACCCACAACAUAACUGAUUUCUAAAUGCAUGAAGUAGAGAUAUGUGGAUAUAUUUUGUUUUAUUCAAGUAUACAUGAAUGCACGUGCUUAUAGCCUAACCCAUGGAUGACCCUGUCCUUUUACUGCUCCAGCUGUGUGAAUCUUUACUGGCUGCUACUGGUGUUGAGAUACCAGACAUUUGCACUGGGGACAUUUCCAUCAAAGUAUUCAGAGUUUUCAGACUUCCUUGUCUACACCCCUUCCUGUUGUCUGAAGGACGGAAAAUGUGUUCAUGUAAUAAAUGUGUGGAUAUGGAACGGUACCAUUGAAAAACCUUGGCUUACAGUUGAAUGCAAGUGGCUCAGCUGUGCUAUUGUACAGAAUUAUGCCAAAGAACAUUCAAACCCCUUUCCCCUCUCCCUCCCAUAACCCACCCCACGAUCGUCUUGACUAUUACUAAAUUGCAAAAGACAACUAUAGUUUGAAGAAAUGUAAACAAGAAAAGCACUACAACCAAAAA